CGGCCCUAGAUGGAAGUGUGAGUGAAUCGAGUAUCGAUAUUUCGGCGCGCAACCCUACGUCAUAGCGAAAUGCAAAUAAAAAGGAAAAUCGACAUGUAAAUACAAUUGGUUAACCGCACUCCGGUUGUGGUUAGUGGCAUGUUGAAGUGUUCUAGUGCAUAAACCAUGUGUUGGAAACAGAUCUCAUUAGUUUGGCUCGCCUUGACUGCAGCAUCAGCAUACAGACAGAUACAUCCUUACUCAGGGUUCUAUUCGUAUCGGGGCUAUCAGCAACCUCCACAAUUAUCGCGACGCAUAGAAGUCAGGAACGCUGAAGGCUAUGGAUAUGGCCGAUCUGACAGGGUGGCCAGCGAGAGGUCCAUACCCUUCAGCAACAGUGCCCAAAGAGUGCAGGCUCAAGAGUGGACGAGAUUCAACAAUGACGCCGCAGAAUCGAGAAACGGAAAUAUCUCUCUCAAAAUCGGGAGCAGAACAGGCAGUCUGGUUGACUCUGAGAGCGUGGUGUUCCCAGGCCCAACCUCUCGGAGGGCCUCAUUUGAGCCCGAGAUCCCGGCGGAGUGUGAGGGCAAAACUAUUUGCGAGACGGUGCACAACUAUCCACAGGAGUACGUCGAUGAAAUGCUAUCCAAGAUGACGGGUGAAAAUAACAUGUUCAACCUGGACGUAGAAACACCAGAGAUAUCGCAGCGAAGGGGGUCCUGGGAGAAUAGUAUAGAGUUGUGCGAACACACAGAGACGAUUAUCUAUCCCAAAGCAGCGAAAACUACUCAAGGCAAGUGGGUAUUAGUUGUAAACAAAGACAAUGAACCGGUACAAGGGUUUAAAGCAGAAAUGUGCACUAAGCCCAACGACGUCUGCUCGGAGAUCCUAUCGUUCCCCAGCAGCUAUAACUCGACGUGCCACCAGAAAAUGACGGAGCGCAGCAUGUGGUCGCUGGACCGGAACGGCCAGAUGAUCAAGGAGAGCAUCCUCACGCCCUCCUGCUGCACGUGCCUGCUGGUCAUCGUGUCACCGAAUGACAGGUAUAAGCGAGCUCCGUGAUAACGAUCGCCAAAACCUCAACAAGGAAAAAUCGCAACAACUCUGACAAGACGAAGUAAAUAUUUUAAAUACUCAAGUUGACACAUUUUUUUAUGGACUAGAGAAGAAUCAUACAGGAAGAAGAUUUACAACUAAGUUCUAAGCAUUUUUUCUGUGACUUUAUACAUUUAGAACUGUACAAAUAACAAAUUAAGGAAAUGAUUAGC
Molecule: messenger RNA, 1247 nt
Organism: Chilo suppressalis (striped riceborer)
Lineage: Eukaryota; Metazoa; Arthropoda; Insecta; Lepidoptera; Crambidae
Source: the annotation of a GenBank genome assembly